AUGUCCAGUAUACCAUUAGCGACGCUCUUAAAUUUUUGUAGGCCUCUUAUUGCGAAAGUAGUAGGUGCGGAACCGUAUGAGACCGUACAUUUUUCGUCGAUUCUGGCGUGGCUGAAGCUAAAUUGGAGUGCUGAGUGUUUUCCAUCGUUGUUGGACGGUAUUGAGAAAGUCGCUGAAGUGCAUGCUAUUUCUGCUUGGAUAGGUCUUGAUGAUUUGCAUGGCACCUGUGCUUUUGAUCCUUUGCGGCAGCGAUAA
Messenger RNA from Angiostrongylus costaricensis, 255 nucleotides. NCBI's taxonomy places the organism in Eukaryota, Metazoa, Nematoda, Chromadorea, Rhabditida, Metastrongylidae. The record is from the annotation of a GenBank genome assembly.